Auanema sp. JU1783 is the source of this 2814-nucleotide messenger RNA. The record is from the annotation of a GenBank genome assembly. NCBI's taxonomy places the organism in Eukaryota, Metazoa, Nematoda, Chromadorea, Rhabditida, Rhabditidae.
AUGGUAGAAUCAAAUUUGGACAUAACAUUAAGGUCCGCUCUCAGUGAGGUUCAAAAGGAGAAAAAUGUAGAGAGUUUAAAGUUUUUCUGCGGGCAGUUGGAGUCUUUUGAUAUGUUUUUCGAGUCAAAAGGUCUCCAAGAAAAGAAGUCCUUGAAAGCAUGGUGCAUUAAAGCCGGCCAAGUUUUGAAUAAUAUAAAAGGUCUGAAAAGAGAUCCAAACAUGCUUAGAAUCUAUCAAAUUGUGGCUAAACUCAGUGAAAAUAUGAGGGAAACAGGAAUUUAUGAUCAGUUGGAAGCCACUGGAUAUUUCACUGACUGUUUGAAGUUCCAUGUGCUAUGGGCUGAAAGUUGGGCUAAAGCUAAGAAUGUACAAAAGUUCCGUGAAGUUAUUGAACUUGCUCGCAAUCGGAUCAAAAACAUUCCUGUGUCUGAAGUUGAGGAUUCUUUCAGAGAUUUCGCACGUGUUUAUUUCCCCAAAGAGAGUCAUAUUUUUAUGACAGAUCAGCAUGAUGAAGACACAGCUCUCAUUUUCGCCACAAAGCAGAAGCCUAAUCGUCGUCGUUCUUCUGUCGCUUUCAUUCAACAAAAAGCUUUCGGUAAAAUGGAAGUUAAAGCACCUGAGUCAGUUUCCACUUUCCCAUCUGGAGGAAAAACCAAGAUUCGCAUGUGUUUCAUCGAUAGAGACGAUUAUGUUGGUGUUUCUCCCGAAGAAUUCCGAGAGGCUCUCAUGAAAGACCGAGUGGAUAUGGAUGAUGAUAUGGAUAUCACACAUUGUGUACCUAUUGAACCAUCUAUCUAUACCGUCUCCAGUGACAGUGCCACCUCCUCACAAACUAAGCUCAAUGAACGCAAAAAAGUCUUCGGAAUGAGCUGCGUCUCGGAAGAAAGUGAACCUAGUGUAUCUCAUGAAGAUAAACGACGCAGAAUGUACUCUCCUCAGAAAACUAAUAGUGCAUCAAUGAUGCAACGCACAUCAGAUACCAUAUCUUCGACCAGAUCCAGUGUACCAUCAUCUGUACAUAUUGCUACUCCCGCUCUUAAAGAACCUUCUCCUCCAAAGCCAGUUGAAACAUACGGAGAUAGAUCAUAUGUUGACAACUUCAGCAAAGCUGCUGCUUUGUUCUCUGAAACAGUCAACUUGGAUCGCCCUCCUUUGGAAGAUCAAACUAUGCCACUUGAGAAUGAUCACGUAGAGAAGUUCGAAGUGUAUAUUGAUGAAACGGUCCAUCCCAGUCAAUCUCAAAACUCUCCUACAUGUGACAAUAAUCGCGCUCCUCUCCAACCUGUUAUUCCUCCUCAGGACAUUAUGGAACAUAUCAAAGAAAGAAAGCCAAUUCCUUCCGUCUUCAAAAUCACAGAAGAAGAUUUGGAAGACUUGGAGAACUUUGAGAUCAGAAGACCUCCUGCUCCUGUGUUCGACGAUGAGAUCACUGUUGCCGGCUUCAGAAGUCAUGGGCUGGAAUCUGGCCAAGGUAUCGUAACAUCAACUCCUGCUCAUUUCAUGAACCGAGCUCCUACACACGAAGACUUCUUCUCUGUCAAAACCGAUGAUGAAAUGGAAGAUGAUGAAGAUGAAGAUAAUGAUGCCGGAGCUCUUGGUUUCAUGAAAAGAAGAAACUCUCUUGCCCCGAAAGCCGCUCUUAGCACUGUAACUGAAGUUCCAAAAACUAAGAUCCCAAUAGGAGUUCCAUCAAAUUCUAUGAAUAUGGCUUUGGAGAACUUGAACUUGAAGGGAGAUGAGCUCAACGAAACAGGAGUUGGCAGACCAACAGAGACCAUAUCUGGUGAAGUCAAUCCAUGGGACAGCGCAGUUCGCCAAACCAUUAUGGAUAAUGGUCACUAUAUCACUCCAAUUGAACAGCACGAUUAUACUACUUCAUGCACGAAAGUUCAAAAAAAUAAAGUUAUGGUUCUUGGAGGUGAACGGUUCCAAGUUUUGGACAUGGUUGGUGAAGGAGGUUUCGCCAAGGUUUUCCGAUGUGUUAACGAAGAAAAACAAACAUUAGCAAUGAAGUAUGAAGUUCCUUCAUGUUCAUGGGAAGUUUACAUUUGUGAGCAGGUGAAUAGGCGAUUGAGACAAAAUGGAGGACCUUUUGCUAGAGAUGUUGAGGAAUAUUCCACAAUGAAGAUCACAGAUGCUUACAUCUUUUCUAAUGCAUCCGUCCUACUCAAUGAAUUCCAUUCCUAUGGAACGCUGCUGGACUUAACUAACAAAAUGAAAGAUCCUAGUUGGAUGAUCAUUCUACUAAUAUCUAUUAAUAUUGCUAGAAUUCUCCGCGAAGUACACAACGUCGAAAUCAUUCAUGGAGAUGCUAAACCCGAUAAUUUCAUGAUUCUUGGCCCAUUACCAGACAUGGACAACGUGGAUGAUAUAUUGCAACACAGUAUGCUAAAGCUGAUCGAUUGGGGUCGCGCUAUAGAUAUGAAGUACAUGAACGGAACUACUUUCGUUGGUAGAGGAGGUACUGAUAAGUUUGAUUGUCCUGAAAUGCUGGAUGGACGACCCUGGACUUAUCAAACAGAUUUCUUCAAUUUUGUGUCAACUGUUAGUGUUGUCGCUCUCGGAAAGUACGUCGGUGUAAGGAAAGGACGAUCAGGUCGUUAUGAAAUGCAGGAAACUAUGAAGAGGAGGUUGAUCAUUCGAGAUUUGAUGACCGAGAUUUUCGAUCGUUUCAUCAAUAUCCGUGCGUGUGACAAGUUACCAAAUUGGGAUUCAGAAAUAGAACUAAUGACUACCAUGUUCCGCAAACAAUUCAAUAUUAUUGAAUGGAGAAACAGUUGUACUAAAUUCAAUCAAUCUUUACCAUCCCCGUAA